Molecule: messenger RNA, 327 nt
Organism: Eremothecium cymbalariae DBVPG#7215
Lineage: Eukaryota; Fungi; Ascomycota; Saccharomycetes; Saccharomycetales; Saccharomycetaceae
Exons: 1
Coding region: 1-327 (108 amino acids)
Biological process (GO): translational initiation
Cellular component (GO): eukaryotic 43S preinitiation complex
Molecular function (GO): ribosomal small subunit binding; translation initiation factor activity; RNA binding
Source: RefSeq, a predicted model, not a curated record
AUGUCUAUCGAAAACCUCAAGUCGUUCGACCCCUUUGCUGACACCGGCGACGACGAAGCCUCCUCCUCCAACUACAUCCACAUCCGUAUCCAGCAGAGAAACGGCAGAAAAACCUUGACCACCGUCCAGGGCAUCCCCGAGGAGUACGACCUCAAGCGCAUCUUGAAGGUAUUGCGGAAGGACUUUGGCUGCAACGGCAACAUGGUCAAGGACGACGAGAUGGGCGAGAUCAUCCAGUUGCAGGGCGACCAGAGAGCCAAGGUCUGCGAGUUCCUGAUCACCCAGCUGGCCAUCCCAAAGAAGAACAUCAAGAUUCACGGUUUCUAG